This is a messenger RNA of Lagopus leucura (white-tailed ptarmigan), 13667 nucleotides long. It is a transcript of the gene SIK2, whose product is annotated as salt inducible kinase 2. The coding region runs from base 1 to 2262 and encodes 753 amino acids. The record is from RefSeq and is a predicted model, not a curated record. Gene Ontology annotation, cellular component: cytoplasm. Lineage: Eukaryota; Metazoa; Chordata; Aves; Galliformes; Phasianidae. Gene Ontology annotation, molecular function: protein serine/threonine kinase activity; ATP binding; tau-protein kinase activity. The transcript has 16 exons. Gene Ontology annotation, biological process: protein phosphorylation; microtubule cytoskeleton organization; intracellular signal transduction.
AUGGUAAUGGCCGAGCCUCGGCGGCCCCCCCCGCUGCUGCCCCGCGGGCCCGGGCCCGUCCGCGUCGGCUUCUACGACAUUGAGGGCACGUUGGGCAAGGGUAACUUCGCCGUGGUCAAGCUGGCGCGGCACCGCAUCACGCGCAGCGAGGUGGCAAUAAAAAUCAUUGACAAAUCUCAGCUGGAUGUUGUGAAUCUCGAAAAGAUCUACCGUGAGGUGCAGAUAAUGAAGAUGUUGGAUCACCCACACAUCAUAAAGCUCUACCAGGUGAUGGAGACCAAAAACAUGCUGUACCUCGUGACAGAAUUUGCCAAAAAUGGAGAAAUUUUUGAUUACCUCGCCAGCCAUGGCCGACUCAGUGAGUCUGAGGCCAGGCGGAAGUUCUGGCAGAUCCUCUCAGCAGUGGAGUAUUGCCACAACCGGAAGGUUGUGCACCGAGACCUGAAGGCUGAAAAUCUUCUGCUUGACAACAACAUGAACAUCAAAAUAGCAGAUUUUGGAUUUGGAAAUUUCUACAAGAGUGGUGAGCCUCUGACGACGUGGUGUGGAAGCCCACCAUAUGCAGCUCCAGAGGUCUUUGAAGGACAGCAAUAUGAAGGACCCCAGCUGGAUAUCUGGAGCAUGGGUGUGGUUCUUUAUGUUUUGGUCUGUGGAGCAUUACCUUUUGAUGGGCCAACGCUCCCCAUACUGAGGCAGCGAGUUCUGGAAGGAAGGUUCAGGAUACCUUACUUUAUGUCAGAAGAUUGUGAGCAUCUGAUUAGAAGAAUGCUGGUCCUAGACCCAUCCAAACGGUUAACGAUUGCUCAGAUUAAGGAACACAAGUGGAUGCUGAUAGAAGUUCCUGCCCAGAGAACUGUUCUUUAUGCCCCAGAACAGGAGAACCAGCCUUCCAUUGGAGAGUAUAACGAACAGGUUCUCCGGCUAAUGCACAGCCUUGGAAUAGACCAACAGAAGACUAUAGAGUCACUGCAGAACAAGAGUUAUAACCACUUUGCUGCUAUCUAUUACUUGUUAGUGGAAAGACUCAAAUCGCAUCGAAGCAGCUUCCCUGUAGAGCAGAGAUUUGAUGCUCGCCAGCGCCGCCCAAGCACCAUUGCUGAGCAGACAGUAGCCAAGGCACAAGCUGUGGUGCCAUCAGUGAACUUGUGCUCAGAAAACACCAGGCUGCUACGGUCCCCAGGACUUCCCUCCACCUCAGGAGCAGAGGUCUUUUCAUUCCCUCCGUCCAACCGCCAAACAGAGACGGCAUUUAUGGAAGAAGAAAGAGUCAACACACCAAAGGUAAAUGGCUGCCUGCUAGAUCCCGUGCCUCCCAUGAUGAUUCGAAAGGGAUGCCAGUCACUGCCAACUAGCAUGAUGGAAACCUCAAUCGACGAAGGAAUAGAGACGGAAGGCGAGGCAGAGGAUGACCCUGCGCAGGCAUUUGCAGCCCUGCAGGCAGCUCGCAGUGGGAAGCGGCGUCACACCCUGGCUGAAGUCACCGACCAACUAGUGGUGGUGCCAGGCACAGGCAAGGUCUACUCUUUGGAUGAGAACUCCUCUCUGGGCAGCAGCAUAGAGUCAGAGUACAACAUGGGGUCACUGCAGAGGAAUGUGGGCCUGCUAGGCGAUGCCCCUCCGCUGAAGGAUGUGGUGCCACUGGCAGCACCGUUCCUGGGGCUGCGGCCGACCAACCCCGCCAUGCAGGCUCUUGCAUCCCAGAAGCGUGAGACUCACAACCGCUCCCCUGUCAGCUUCCGGGAGGGGCGCAGAGCAUCAGACACUUCCCUCACACAAGGUAUUGUAGCAUUCAGACAGCACCUCCAGAAUCUGGCACGAACCAAAGGAAUCUUGGAGCUGAACAAAGUCCAGCUACUGUACGAGCAAAUGAGAUCAGAAGAAGAACCCCUUCUGCCAUCAGCUGCCCCCCAGCUUCAGGACCUUGCUACCAGCUCUGCACAGGUCGCAGGAAAUAGGAAUGUGAAAUCUCUGUCAGACUCUGUGAAUGAAACGGGCCAGCAGCACACAUGCACUGCAAGCACCCAUGCUCCAGGAAGAAAGACCUCAGCAGCAGGAGGCUGCGGCCACUUUCCCCAGUGGUGCACAUACCCCAGUGUUAUCCCGACGGCAGAGCUUAGAGACACAGUACUUGCAGCACAGGCUCCAGAAACCCACCCUACUAUCAAAAGUUCCAAACACUUGCCAGCUGUUCUGCAAAGAAUUGCCCCGGAGUCUGGAACAGCAGUUACAGGAGCACAGGAAUGCUGUGUGAAUGAAGAAUAAAGAAUCAGGCAGUCGAUGGGACACUGAAGUCUUUUCCAGAGACCGGAAAGAUUGAUGCCUCAAGAUUCUUACAGUACUUCGUACUUUCACUAGCAGAAGACUUGUUCAAAAUGACUUUAAGGUGAAAUGACAAAACAAGGGAAAGUUGGCAGAAGUUAUCCUUCUGUGGAAUCAGAAGCAAGAUUUGCACUUGGCCCAAAAUUGUCCAGUUAAUUUGAAAACUCCUAUUUCCUGCUCUUCCCUUUCUCUGCACUGACAGUAAGACUGAACUGGCCCAUUAAAGACCUAAGAAAAGAAGCCCCACUCUGAGAAUUCAACAAGUUACAACAAUUUACAAAUUACAUCCCAUUCACUGCUUUCCUUGAAACCUUUUACCCUGAGCCGGUAUAAAAGGCUUACUUUGAGCCUAAGACAAGCUAGGACCUUCCUCUUACAGGAGAAGCUUCAUCUUUCUACAACUAUAAGCAGCAACAAUGAAAAAUUAAGAUUAUUCCUCUGCUUGAAGCCCUACACCACUGUCCUGUUGAGGAUGAAAAACUAAAGAAGGAACCUCAGCAGUUCUCUUAUAAUUUAAGCUGAAAGCUUAUGUCUACAGAAAAAUUGGGCAACUCCAAAGAGAGACUCUGUGGGAAAGCACAAUGCCAUGCUCCAAGGAAAGGGAGAGCUGGAAACAAGAUCAGGUAAGGAAAGCAUUAUAUCUCAGCUUCUUCCACAGAGCUGCAACAACAGGUAUAUUACAGGAUAGGUCACAGAAGUGCACAUGUGAAAACAUCCCAAGAUUUCUUUCCUUGACAUCUCUAACGUAACUCCUGUGACUUCAAGGGUUUCUUCAAUAGCAAGAAAUGUGUGAUGCUCAGAGACCAAAAGAAAAAUCAGCAUAAAAUCCAGCAAGUUCAUCUGGCCUACCACACUGAAACUCUGCUGUCCCUAUUGCAUUUGCUCAGUGACCUCAGCUACAACUGGUCAUAAACAGCUGCACCUGAAUACAGCACUUUGGGUGACACACUGUAACACAAAACACUCAGCAACAGAUCUAGGAGGUCAGUACUGUUAAAAACUGAACAACUGACUGAUCACAUUCCACAUUCCUGUGAAUCAGAAGUGUCAAGAAGCCUCAAGACUGUGAGCUCAGACUACAAGAAAUGCUUAUGUGCCAUAAGCAUACACCAAGCUCAACAGGACCAAUGCAUCUGCUGUGUCUGCUUUCCCACAUACUCUGCUCCUCUGCUGCCUCUUGAGCCUCCUGAUGCAGUUUGAUGUGAUGACCCCAGCAAAAGGGAUGCAGGUGCUUUGCCUGCAUGCCCUGCUUACCCCUGACCAUCAGUUGGCAACAGGAAGGUGCUCAAGCUGCACAGCCUGGAGCUGUUCAUCCUCUAGCAACACUGCAGAUAGGCUACAUAUGGGACAGGAAGAAAGGAACAUUUCUUCCCAUACAUAUUUGCUAUUAGCAGUCAAAGCAAAACUAGAGAAGGUCACACCUCAAAGGGUUGCCUCAGCUAACCUUACAAGCUGUCUGGAAGACACUCACCCUAAAAUGUAAAGGUUAAGCCCUUCUUACCCCAGUGGAGAUGGGAAGAAGCCCUCCCCUCUGGACUAAGUUCCAGCCUGCAGGCAGGGUCACAUCUUUAAGCCCCUUGCAUAGUGUUCCCUACUGACUGCAGGCCAGCAGUACAUUCCAUUUCGUGCAGCGUGGCUGAGGUUAUGCAGAUGUAUCAGCAGGCAGGGCUGUCAUGGGAACACAGCCACACUGGGCAGCAGCUGACUGUCAGCACCAUAUGUGCAUGGGGCAAAAGCAGACACAUACACAUCACUUCUGCUAUAUUGGCUUUCGCAAUCUGAAUUGCAAGGAAACUUAGUCUAAAUUUGGUGCGUGAUUUCUGUGAGUGCAAGCUUCAUCCUCUGCUUACUUUCCACCAGUGUCCUGAACACAUCCUAUACAAGCCUCAGAAAACUCCAUCCCCAAGUCCUUCAGUACAGAACAAAGCAAAGUAGCAGUGAGGGACGUUAGCUGAAGGAAGAGUGGAGAGAAAGCCUAGGGAAGAACUGGUGCAGAACAUGCUGGAGUCCUCAGAAGCAGAGAGUUGAAACAAAGAGGCACAGCAGGCCAAUAAGCAGAUUUCCCCAGUUCUGAAGCCGGGAACGCAAGGUGAGAUGGGAUUUGCCAGUGUAUUUCGGUAUUGCUACAUAGGGGUGAUUGAAUGCAAUACUAUGUGACAAGCAGGAAGCAGAACAAAAUUAGUAUCCGUGUAUUUGCUAAUGAGGGAGUACAGUAUAACUGCUUGAUCACUGGUAAGAAUCCCCUACACAAGAAAAUGAGCUUCAAAACAGGAUCAAUUAUUUUUCCCCCAUAAAUCAGGGUGUGUAACUGGCCGAUGCCACAGAUUCUAUAGUCCUGACCCCAGUGAGGACAACACAGAGGGAACAUUGCCAAGCGGGUCAGCCUGGCAGAGAGGGCUGUCCACUGGGACAACAAAAGGCUGACAUCUCUCCUGACUCAGCUUAUUUUCUGACAAGAAUGUCAGAUUGCAUGUCUGAAAGGGAGGUGAUAUGUCAGGAAACUCACAUUAAAUAUGAUGAAAAGAAAUUACUAAUUGGGUAAAUCUUACAGAGAAUCAGCUGCGAAUUAGGAACAGAAAACCUCAAAGGAAUAAGAAUUGGGAAGCAGAACAGAGAAAUGAGGCAGAUUCAGCCACUAGAGGAGCAGCCAACAGGGGCACAAAGAGCAAAUAGUAUUGGCAUGUGUUUUAGCACAGCAGAGACAUUGGGAACAAGGCAGAAAGGAAAAGGAAGACUGAUAAACUGAUAUUGAAACAUUUUACCUGGUAUCUGGAAGAAGAUAAAAGCUAAACAAUAACAUGGGACAGCACAGAAAUGAGUGUCAGGAAACUAGAUCCAAAGCUGAGAAGUGCACACAAAGACGCAGAGCAGCCCCCUCCCCUCACUGCCAACAGCCAUGCAUGCUCACACCAGGUACAUAGACAAAGCUGGCCUCAGCAAGGAACACAGCCCCAGGAGCCACACAGCCCACCAGCAUGGAGUGUGGGAAGCAGAGGACUACUGUGUGUUUGAAAUGACACUCCAAAAACAUCAUUAACAGGCCUACCUCAGACCGAAGCAUACAACAAUGGCACCACAUGACAAUACUGGAGUGCCUAAAAUACUCUGGCUGAGCCCAACCUGCAAAAUCACACCACUAGACACCUAUUUGCCUUUGUUCUUAGGCAAGCAUUGGUAUUAGUAAAGGCCGUGUAGAGAAAACAAGACUCAAAAACUAGACCUCAUCUUUCCAGCUCAUUUCAGGAAUUACUGUCUGCCCAUUUUUUCAGGUCUUUCCAGCAAGGAUCCCAAACAGUAUCCCUGCUGGGAAAACUCCAUUUCCUAUAUAGCUGCCACUCAGCAUUAGGAAGGGGUAUAAAAAUGUUUUUAUAAGAGAUCUCUGUACUCAGAAAGAUACUUUAAUGGAGAAAUUUUCUGCAAGGAAAACGUAAAGGAAAACCAUAAUACGGUUUUAGGUAACAGUACUUACUGAACUGACUUAUCAAAACACUACCACCUUUAUUUUCUGAUAAGAAGUCAUGUGGUGUUGAUUUACAGAAUAGAAACAAAAUGAGUUACAUUUUGGAAAGCUAAUAUGAGAUUUGGUCCCAAUGGACAAAUGGACAUUUACUUAACUGAGAAUUAUAUGCUGAUCUCUGGAAAGGUUGGGUGCUCUUGGGAAGAUCAUGAGCCCUCUGCAGCCCGCCUCCCUGUAAGCUGGGAGCUGAGAGCAUGCAGCUGCUGACAUCAAUAGGGUAAAUAACACCAUGUACCAAAAUCACCUGGGUAUACAUUACCCUUUCAACUGAGCCUGCUGAGAGCUGUGCUGCAGUGCUCUCAGGAAAGCCCAGGUGUCUGCUUGCAUGGAAAAUACUGCACCAGAUCCAACACAUGUUCUCUAAAGCCUCCACUCCCUUAAAAAACUAAGUAAUUUCAGCUUCUCAGAUUGUUUUGUUGUUUUUUUUUUGUUUGUUUGUUUUUAAAAGUACAGUAUAGCAGCAUACAGCUUAUUUGCUGAGUGGGUACUGUGACACGUGUGCCAAACGGCAAAAGCCCCAGCAGUCAGGAGGUUGCCUGCCCCAUUCCAGCAUGGGCUGUUCUGCUUGCAGUUAACAGUUUGUGCAUCAAUCACUCGGCAAGGCCACGUGCUGCUGCUCUGCACAGAGCUGAGAGCUUCUGCAGAACUGAGCAGGGCUCAGGGUAAACGCUACAGGGCUGGCAGCAAGCGGCGUGCCCAGCUCUGAGCAUAUCAGUUGCUGGGUGUAGGGGUCUGCACUUUGCCCACAGUGUACAGAACCUGGCUUUAACCUCCCCGAUAGCAUUGUGCUAUGAGCAAAGCAGGAGGACAUUAAUGAUAAUGCUGCUAAUUAGUGGCCGAGCCCUAUUAGCAUCAUGGUAGCUGCACAAAGGGCUGUUGGAGAGAUUGAUGAGUUACGGCCAGGGAUCAGGGAGCUGACAUGAGCUGGGAGCAUGGCCAUACUCUGCUCCCUGUGCAAGACAAUCCCUGGGGCCGUUGCCAUGCCAACACAUCUGCCCAGGCCACACUGCCUAUAGGAAGCCGAGGGUAAUUUAGCACAGAGCCAAGGAAGGUUCUGAAGCACUUUCCAGGCACUGAGCAAACUUUCUCAGGAAGGCAGAGAGAGCUCCCAGAGCUCCUGAUGGGGACAGACCAGCACAUCCCCCUUUGCUGCCAAGAGCACUGGCAUCAGCCCCACAGGCCUGGCCCAGUGGGGCCACUAGGCUGGAGACGACUCCAACACCUCUGGUUGUCAUACACUCACUCUGGUGCCAAGCUGCAGUUCAAUACACAAGGCCCUGACCUCCUCCCAGAGCCACCGUGAGCUGACCUUCGGUCCUUCUGGUUAACCUUGGUCCUUAACCUCAAGCCCCACAGACAUACUUGUGGGCCCCAGCACUUCACCUUGCCCUAUUGAUGUUUAUUCAAAGUAAUCACAUAUUUGAAAACAUGCCAAAGCUCUGACUCAGCACUGCCUGCCUAGAGAUCAGAUGUGUGUCAGCUCCUCAGGAAAGUGUAUCCCAAACAGUUGACAACAGGCUGCUGCAUUUAGUGCUCCUUGCAGGAUGGAUGCUGAGAGCCAGCACCCUGACAGCCCCUCACUGAUGAUCAGCAGUCCCAGCACCUGCCAUAGAACAGAGAAAGCACCCACAAGGCUCCCACAGUACAGACAAUAGGCAGCUAAGGUGCAUCACCCCCAACUUGUAGCUGGGGGCUGAGACUUGAAUACUAAAAAGCACACAGGGCACAAAAUCCCCAUGCAUUUUUGCUAUAUUUUGAAUAUGUUGCAUAGAGCCCUAGCAUGAAAUACCCAGAUUUUUGUCUUUCCCUGGAGUACUUGUCCCAGAAUACCAGUCUUUAAAAGGACUGACUUUUACAUCAACAGUUUCUUAGAAGCCAAAAGAGCAAUUUUUUUUUCCCCCUUCAAAAUAAUUAACUGUAAAUCACCUAAAAAUAAGCCUAGAAAAACUCAAGAGAAAGCAGCUUCUGGCAGCUUUAUUGCAUCUCUGCAUGGCUCACUAUUCCCAUCUGGUCACUGGGGAUGAGGGAAACCCACAUUAUGAGCAGACAGACCUCCUGCACCACACAGAGCUCAGAUAACCAGCUACAGAGCAGAUCCCAGGUCAGCUGGCCUGUACUUAGCAGCUGCUUUUCACAGCAUCCCUCACUUCUGAAAUUAAAUCACGCACCUGAACAAGGGCAUCCUAUCACUGCUCAACCUUCAGGGGGCAAUUGUUGCCUGACCACAGGAUUCCAGAAACCACAUGUUAGGACAGAGCUAGCAGGUCUUCACAACGCCCAACAAAAAGGGUUUCCUAAGGAGGGUGCAGAAGCACAGCACCAGGCCCAGGCUGGGGCUCCAGGAGCCACGUGUGCAGCGCAGCCACUGCUGUCUCUCCAAGCACAGGGUGUUGCCUUCACAGGCACUGUUCCUAUGCAAAGGCUUUCCCAAAGCCAGCAAACGCUCUGGGACCUGGGUUGUGUUGGAAUUCACCCAGCAAUAGUGAAUAGCGCGGAACACAGUUCUCCAGCUCUCACAAAACAGUGUUUUUUUCAGGAGCGAAGGCAGCAGGUGAGGUAUUGAUGAACCAGCACCAAUUCAGGCGCACCUAAACAGAAAGAAAAGCAGGCACAACAUUUCUUAAGAGGGGAGGCAGCUGAUGCCAGCAGCAUCUGACCUCCAUCAGCCAACAGGCAGCUCAGGCACUGAGGACCAGCUGCUGCACUUGGUGUUCUGUACUGCCCUUCUCCCUGCUUCUAAAGUAGGCCUCAGCCUGUCAUAGUUUCAUGGUUUGUCAUCAGUAUUCCACAUCAUAACAUCAUGCAAUGCACGUGAAGUUACAGGGUUAAUGCUGCAGUUCUGUGGACUGUUCAUAUUUGUCAUGAACCAGGCCAAACCAUGACACAACCUGACAGUAGGCAGAGCUGAAACAUCUGCUUGAAGGGAUCUGUCCUGUCAGAGGGGAUUUAGAAGACUGUACCUAUGCGGUUUGCUGCCUGUAAACAUAGAGAGGUAAUUCUGUUUACUCAGAAAGGUGAAAGUGUUGCUUUAAAACAAAGUAACACUCCCUUCUGUAACAAAAGAAAACAUCCAAAAACUCAACUCUAACUUCAAGGGGUUUUAAAAAUCUAGGCAGAAAACCAGAUCACAAAGAAAAAAAAUCAUUGUUGGCAGAAAACUUGCCAGUCUCAAAAUGUAUUCCCAAGUUCACAUCAAAAUACCCAACAAGCAACUCUGUGGGUGAGGCCAGCAGAUUUCCAGGCCACCAGUGCUGCGCAGCAGUCUGAUGCAGUUACAUGUUUCUGAGGGUUUCCCUGGAGAAGGUGCACCAAUUCUCCCACUUAAUCAAGAAGCACGGGUAGUGUCAGAUGAGGGCAAGGAGACUUGUGUGCUGACACAGCUCUGAAGCAGUGAUCCUGAGCUGCAGGCCAGGUGGAAGAACUUGUCAGUUCCCAGCAGAACGCGCUGGUGGGUGCAUCAGGAAUUGCCAGAAGCUGCUGUACCCAAUACUGAAGGGCUCACUUGGGAAUUGCCUUGUGACUCCAGCUUCAUACAGGCCCUUGGCUUGCUAUACCUGUUUCCUCUCUGUAAUAGUCUAUAAGCACUGUCCUGCUUGCAGGGGAGUUGCAGGAGUCAACACUCAGGCAACUGAAAAGGAGAAGUUCUCCAGACUCCAGUAUCCCAAAUGUAUGGCUUAAAAGGCUCAAACUUCCCAGCCUUGGAAAGCAAGUUUCCUUCUGGCUUUGCCCCAGGCAGAGAAAAGUUUUAAAUUUCUCAGUCAUCAUUAAUUUCAUCUUAAAACAUUGUUUGCAGGAAACAUCCAUUCUCAUGACACAGUUUGCUUUAACAGCAGAUCCUUCACCCAGCGUUUGUUCAGUGAAUGAUGUCAGUGCCCAUCAGCACAGCCAACUGCAUGCAGACGUGGCAGCCGCUAACAAACACGCCUCAUUUCCUCUCUUUGCUGAGCAAUGCAUACCUACUUUACUACCCAGGUAACAAAUCAGCUAGUUACUAAUAAGAAUUUUCACCUAAGCUAAAUGAUCAUGGGGGCUGAAACAUACCCUCUUAGAGGCAGAAAAAAAGCUCAGGCCCUCAAGCAGCAGAGUUCUGACUCCACUAUGAGGUCAGGCCAAAGCUCUCAUUUCAGUUUUCAAGGAUGUCAGACUGUCUUUACAGAAGGACAGGGUCUGAAAAUGGAGCUGUUCAAGAAUGCCUGCCAUUUUGUCCAAAGGUUCAGGUCAGCAUCUCCUUUCACACACACGCUGCAGACUGUGGGAUAGAGACAGUUUUCCAUCAGGCAUGGCUCACAAUUGGGCUCACUCCUCUCUUCCCCUGCCUUUUCUGUUCAGACAAUACUACACACAGGAGCUGGCUUUUACCUACAUAACUUUCUUAAUAGAAGUGUCCUUCAAAGCAUGUAGAAAUCACAGCAGAGAUAGGGUUGCUCUCCCUUGCACUUGCGCAAAAAGCCAAUGUAAACAAACACAAUGGUGGGAGACUGACACAAGCCUGGCACAUGGAAAACCUGCAGAUACCUUUCCCAGGCUAGGAUUUUCUUCAGAGAAAUUCUUUUCUCCCUGAGAGAAUGCAAAACCUGAGCAUUUGCUCAACAAGUCUUAUUGCCAUAACAGUAGUAAAACAACUAUCUGAAGUGCUCUGCUCACUACUGUGAACUGAGCAGCUCAUCACCUUCAAGACACUGCCCAUUAUCUUCUGCAUUUGGAACCUAUGUCUGAGAAAAGCCUUCAUGUUCUCUGACCAGACAUUUGUGGAGGAGCUCUCUGCAAAGCAAAGGUCUGUGAGACAUGGGCCGCAGCACACAGAUGUACAGGUGCCCAACCUGAAACACACAGCACAACUUCCUCUCCCUCACCUCCUCCCUGCUCCAGGGAUGCAGCAGUUUGCAAAGUUGUGGGGUGAAAAGCAUGAUACCUCCACCAAGCACUGUGUUGCAGCAGUCUCUGCUGCCUGGCUUGGCAUGCAUCAUCUGUUCUGCCAGGCCCUGCUGGAGGAAACAGAGGCAAUGCAGGGCUGCACAGCAGCAAGAAAAGCUUUUCAGAGUUUAAAUCCUACACCAGCACUCCCACAGCUCUGGGAGUAACAUCCGCUGGAGCAGAGCUUGCUAUUUCUUUAAUUGCUUUAAGAACACCCCUUUUGCCCUUCCUCCAAACUUCCAAGGCAUGUCAUGGCUGUUCUACACCAACCUGUACAUGCAGAAAACAACACAGGACAUAGUUUGAGCAGCUCUGGGGCUUCUCUGUACAGCAGAACACUUACUUGAGCAUAGAUAGGAAGGGGAGCUCUGGGUUCUGACAGAAAGCUGAAUCAAAGUCCCUGCACCAAUGGGUAACAUGAGGCUAUCUUUGCAAGGGAAGAUAAUGCACCCUGCUGCUACAGGUACUCACACCAGAUAACUGAAAGAAGCAGGAAGAGCAGCAAUACAGGGCGUGGGAAAGCUAAAGGGAUCUGUGCUGGGUACAGGUUUUGUGUGAAGAGAUGUUGCUUCAUUGGGAUGAGGACUGCUCACAGCCUUCAAUAAAACAGCAGUCCUAUUAAACCAGAUAUAUUCAUGCUGUGAGACAGCCUGGACAGUGCACUGCACUGCUGCAGAGUUACCAGAAGCUGGCAUUUCCGCCGACUUUGGGCAAGUCCUAGAUCUGUCCCUACCCAGCCAAGGGAGGCCAUCUCUGCUUUGGGGGCUUCCUCAGCGCCAAAGAGCAAAGUUGAGCAUGGAACAAGACCCAGUAUUCCUGCUGCAGCCUCCAAAGCAGCUGGUUUACAUACCAGCACACCACAGUGACUGUGGCAAGGGCUCAGCCCAGUCACUCAUUGCUUGUGCAGUGCUGUCCCCUUCCAAAAUAGCUGGCAUCUGCCACCCUGCUGACACUGGAGCAGAUGUUUGUUAGCAAAGCCAGAACUUGGGAGGUUGGAACAGGGAGGAUGAUGAGCUCAGGUAGAAAGAAGCAACAACAGCAGGGGCAAGCAGACUCUGGAAAAAGCAGAGAUCUUUUUCUUGCCAGCUUCCCCAGUGAAGAGCCAGAGAGAAAAUAAUGGAUAUUUAUAAGCAAACCUGUCUCUAAGGCAGCAGCUUCCGAAGCCUAAUAAUAGAGUUUGGACUUGUUUAUUGUGUGAUUCAGAUGGCACUGCAAAAAAUUGCUGGAAAGCUCCUGCCUGUCCCCAGAGCAUAUUCCUGAGAAACUGUGAGUCGAAAACAAUCUGAGUCCAUCUGCAGCGACUCCACGCCAGCAGAUUGCCAAUGGGUUCUGUCAGUGGCGGUGCAUCACAGCAGCAGACUUGCUGGAACAAACAGCACCAUGGAAAACAAGCAUGAGAGUCUGCUCCCAGCAUCCAUUCCCUGUCCUAAAGCAAAAGGGUAAGAAAUCAAGGAUCCUACAACUCUUGCUUUGACCCUUCAGUUUCUCACAUCUGCAGCAGUAGACAAAUUCAGAAACGCAUGGUCCAACGUGCUGUGACAUGCAGGCAAGAACUGCACCUGCUAAGCAGAGACGUAAUGUCAGAUGUGGAAAGCGACUUGCCCCAAAAAUCAAGGUGGAAACCCAAGUCUCUAGAUUGCCACUGUCGUGCCUUGACCGCUGGGCUAGGCUCAAACCAAACAUGAUGUAGAUAACUGCUCAUGAACUCAUCACAAAACCCACAUCCAUUGGGCCUGUUGUUGCUUCUUGUUCACUCAGACACGUUGAAAGUGCUGCUUCCCCAGACAAGAUGGAGGGGAGGACUAAAAACAGGAAAGGGCAAAGCAGCUUCCUGGUUUGAACCAGGGAGAAACAGCACUGGGCUUCGCAGCAUCUAGAUGGUGUGUUCUGAUGCAGAGGUAUGGCAACAACCAGAUCUCCACUAGCUAUUCCACUUAGUUACUUAUAAACUAAAACUAAUUAUUUUACUUAUUCAUAAAAUAAGUAAAUCAGCACUGAAGGGAAUGAGACUGUCACCUAUCAGACCAGGGUAAUGAUAUUCUAGCACAAGGUGACUGAAUCAUUACUCUUACACUAAGAAUGCACAUGAUAGAAAAACCAAGGAUGAGAACACAAGUGUUUGGAAUGGGCAGGCAGCUCAGUCUAAAAAGUUGGAAAAAUAUGUGCUCUUCAGCAGGGAGCUGUAACAUAUUUCCCCUUUUCUGUGCCAGAAUAGGGGUGCUCAGCCAAUAUAGAAUUAAAUGGACCUGGACAAAGCAGCUUCCUGAGGAGCAUAAUUAGCUGGUGGCUCGGAGUGCUCUCUAAUUCAAUUAGCAGCACCAUUUAUCAGAGCCAGCUGAGAUCUACAUUUGCACUUGUUGACGUCAAUGUGAGACUCACAGCAAGUCCCAGAAGCCUCCAGUUCAGUAGGAGUGAAUUGAACUGCUGGGGUCAUUUAUUUUCAAAGAACAAGAGCUGUAAGGUGUUUUGUUUUGUUUUUGUUUUUGUUUUUGUUUUUUUUUGUUUGUUUGUUUUUUAAAUGCUCCUUGCUUUGCAGUCUCCAAGCUGCAAGCCUGAAAUCUUUUGCAGCCCAGUUCAAAGCGAUGAUCUUCUGUUCUCUCCACCCUUUUACCCUUUUUAUUUUCAGUACUCUUACACUUCCUAGGCAACAGAGGGCACUUCCAGUUCAUCGUAGGGAAGCAGAUGCCAGAUUUAAGAACCAUGUCAUUCUACUGAGUUGGGAAGCUAUACUCAGAGACACACGCAGCCUGGCUCACUGCAUGAAGCUCCUGGUGCACUUUCACCACCUCUACCCACAGAGGUUUGUGCCACUCUCUGGGAAGACCUCUCCCCACAGAUCCGCUGACUCUGUGAUUCUAUGAUUCUAUCCCAAUGUUGGAAAUGACCUAUAAGAUCAUCUAGCCCAACCGUCUUCUCA